Messenger RNA from Apis cerana (Asiatic honeybee), 1848 nucleotides. Its product is annotated as vanin-like protein 1. NCBI's taxonomy places the organism in Eukaryota, Metazoa, Arthropoda, Insecta, Hymenoptera, Apidae. The record is from RefSeq and is a predicted model, not a curated record. Gene Ontology annotation, molecular function: hydrolase activity, acting on carbon-nitrogen (but not peptide) bonds, in linear amides.
AUAUAAUAAAGAAUAUAUAUCUACUUACAAUAAAUAUAAAGACUUCAGUUUAUGUAAGUUUUCGAAACGGUGAAAUGCAAAGUAAAAAUUGAAGAAAGUAAAAUAAAUUUAAUAUUGUUAAUUUUCAUUCGUGUGAAAAAGGAAAAUCACUAUGUUUGGAAAAUUGACCAUAUUUGGAUAUUUGUUAAUCCUUGUACAACUUUCGUAUCAGGUACCUUUAGAAUCAAACUCAUCUGAUUAUUACACCGCAGCCGUAGUAGAAUAUUCGAGCAUCUAUAUCAAGAAUGAUGCCAAAUCAACUUUGAUGAAAAACGCAGAACUAUUCGCUAAUUAUAUAGAACAAGCGAGCAAACAGAAUGCUGACAUCAUCGUUUUUCCGGAAUAUGCGCUGACAUCGAUCUUCAUACCUCCUAAUGCAAAUCCAUUUAUUUGGUCAACAAUAAUUCCUUCCUCUCUUGAAGGAUAUAUACCUUGUAUAGAAUCUAGAAUCACCGGCAUUCAGGAAGCAGUAAAGAGAAUUUCAUGUGCUGCAAGAGAUAAUCGUAUAUAUGUAGUGAUAAAUCUUAUCGAAAAGCAAUUCAAUAAAAAAAAUGGCACAUGGCAUUAUUACAACACCAAUAUCGUGUUCGAUCGAACUGGAAAAAUUAUUGCCAGGUAUCGCAAAAUAAAUCUUUAUUUGGAAGGAAAUUUGGAAAGUCCGGUGCCAUCGGAUUUCGUUACUUUCGAUACUGAUUUUGGAGUAAAAUUCGGUGUCAUUAUAUGUUUUGAUAUGUUAUUCAAGGAACCUGCAUUAAAUUUAACAAGAAUAGAAGGUGUUUCAAAUAUCGUAUAUUCCACUGCCUGGUUAUCAUCAGUGCCAUUUUUAAUUGCUGCUCAAUAUCAAUACGGAUGGGCCUAUGCCGAAAACGUGAAUCUACUAGCUGCUGGAUAUAAUAAACCAGAAUUCUCGUUCCUAGGAAGCGGUAUUUACUCAGGUCGUAAUGGAAUAUUGAAUACAACCAUGUCUAGCAAUCCCAAAAAUCGGCUCCUAAUUUCUCGACUUCCAAAAACGCCAAGAAAAACCAAACCAAUAUCAAAAUGGUUGAAGAUAGAAAACAAAAUGGAAAGAAAAACUAUACAUGAGGAAACGUUUGACCUUCAUGACAAACCAGUAACAAAAAAUAUUGAUUCGAUAUUGAUAUCGCAUGAUAAUAUUACAUGGUUCAAUUCUGUUCUGCUCAACGAUUCGAUGACCAGAAAUAUUUGUUAUGGUGAUUUUUGUUGCGACUUUGUGAUUCGAACAAAGAUUGUCGAUCCAUCAACUUACUAUCGUGCAGUGGUUUACAGUGGUAUACGACAAUUCGACGUCGUGGUAGAUGCUAAUGUUCGUCAUUGCGCCAUAAUCCAAUGUUCUAAUGAGUCAUUAGCAUCCUGCUAUUCCAUUAAUACGUCAGAAACUACAUUUUCCACUUUGAGUGUGACAGCAAAAUUCGAUGAUUAUCAAGAUAUUCAAGUAUUGCCCAGCUCACUUAAUUCUUCUCUUCUUCCCUUUGAACAAUGGUCAUUCGAUGAACAAACAUUUGGAAAGCAAACGAAAGUAAUUAUUACUUUGAACAAGCCAACAAGGAAUAUUCUUACUUUUGGUCUAUAUGCUAGAAUUUUUUCUAAAGAUAUAAAACACUAAAUUGAAUUGUAACUGUAAUAUGAAAUCAAUGCAAUUUUUUAAUAAAAAUCAUAUAUAAUUUUAUGAUCUUGCCAUGAUGAAAAAUAUAUUUUCACAAAGCAAUAAGAUAAAAAAGUUUUUGUUCCUUUAUAAAAGAUUAUAAUAAAAAUAUCUAAAUGAAAUAAAAAUUAUAUUUGCAUAUACAA